Molecule: messenger RNA, 1257 nt
Organism: Heteronotia binoei (common prickly gecko)
Lineage: Eukaryota; Metazoa; Chordata; Lepidosauria; Squamata; Gekkonidae
Gene: PHF24
Product: PHD finger protein 24
Exons: 7
Coding region: 10-1257 (415 amino acids)
Source: RefSeq, a predicted model, not a curated record
GGAUCCGCCAUGGGGCUGCUGCUGUCCAAGCGCCAGACGGUGGAGCAGGUGCAGAAGGUGAGCCUGGCGGUCUCAGCCUUUAAGGACGGGCUGCGGGAGCGGCCUGCAGCAGCCAAGCGCAAGUCCGAGGCUGUGGCCAGCCGUCGGGGGACCAUUGAGGAGGUGGUGGUGCAGGAGCUCCGCGAGGAGGAGCAGGAGGCGACGGCGUCCAGGAGCCCAGGAGGGCGGUUGGCGGAGAGUAGCGGCGGCAGCAGCACCCGAAGAGCGGCCUGGGAGCGGCUGCGGGACGGGCGAGGCGUGGAGCCGGAGGAGUUCAACCGCGCCAGCUGCUUCACCCCGCCCACCUUGGCGCGCCCCACACUGGGCCAGCACCCCCACGAGCCCCCCCAGAUCAGCCUCGAGCAACCCGAGCAGGUGACCAACGAUGAGAUGUGUGACGUCUGCGAGGUGUGGACGGCUGAGAGCCUCUUCCCUUGCCGGGUCUGCACCCGGGUCUACCACGACGGCUGCCUGCGCCGGAUGGGCCUCCUGCCCCAGGACAAAGCCACUGACCUCAUCGAGGCCGCCCACACCGAGACCGGCUGGAGCUGCUACCGCUGUGACAACCUCAACCUUCUGCUCACCGAGGAAGAGAUGGGCAACCUGGCAGAGUCCUUCAAGCAGAGCAAGGUCACCCCAGAGAGGCAGCUGAGCCUGGAGGACUUUCUGCGGCACAAGCGUUUGGUGAGGCACCAGGGGGCCAAAGAGCAGCAGAGCGAGGAGGACCAAGACGAGCAGGAGGCACUGCAGUUUGCCGCCCUGGACCCCGAGAAGAAGGGCCAGCUGGAGUGGGCAGACUUCCUCUCCCACGAGUCAAUCCUCCUGCUGCAGAAAACUCGCCCACAGAACUCGCUGCUCCACCUGCUGACGGGCAAGGAGAGGGAGUGGGCUAGAGCCACAUUCCAGGCCCUGGACCAGCAUGGGGACGGGCUACUCAGCGAAGCCGAGUGUCGGCGCACCCCACACACAUGGUUCCGCAAGCGGCACAAGGAAGCCCCCUCCUGCAACGUCAGCAUCAGCCACGUGAGCCCCAUGUCGGAGAACAGCCCGGCCAGCGGCGGCGGUGGCAGCAAGAGCCAGGAGAAGGGGCUGCUGAGCACAGAGUCGGAAGAGGCAAGCCGAACCGUCGACUGGCUCACCUUCCUGCGGGAGAAUGCCAUCUACAUCCUGGCUGCGCGGCCCAACGGCCCUGCCAUCCACCUCGAGCCUCUGGUGUGA